AAAUAAAUAUUUUUGUUUGUUUUUGUUUUUCUUUAUACGCAGAUGGGUAUAAGCCUACCGAUGCUGAUCGCCAACACCGCGUCAUUAGACACGUGGAAUACGGUCGGACAGUUUUCGCCACCAAUAAGCUCUGAUCGAAAUCAAUUACGUGUUCCCUUACCUAUGUCCUUCCCGAGUUCACAAAGUGAACUGAACGCUUCAAGCAGCGCAACACGCAGCCUUUUCGGCGGCAGCAGUAACAGCGACAUGACUGCCAGUCCACAGAAACCAAUGGAUACGUCCGAUAUUGAGGAGAGAGAAGAGAUGUUGACAAAACGAGAGCGCGCUACACCAUCGAGCGUGCACAAUGCCAGUGCCGGAGGUGACAGUGGAGCGGUUGGUGGUAGUUCCGCUGGUGGUGGUGCAGCGUCAGGCAGCAACAACUCUGGCAGUGGACUUGCGAGAAACAGAAGUAGCGUCGGAGGUGGAGGUGCUGUCGAGCGAAUCGAAGGAGGUUCUAGUCCCAUACCAAACACAAAUACAAUGGAAAUGCACGAAAAGCGUCGACGAACUACUCACGAUCAAGAAGAAUUAGACAUUAAACGAGAAUUGGUGGACUACUUUCACGCGCCUCAUCCUCCCGCCCCACCCGAUUCGCACCGAUCGUACAGUUCCACCGACGAUAAUCGCUUAGGCGGUGUAGAUCCGGAUGAUUUUGCUCAAGACUUACGCGUUAGCGCCGCUGCUGCUAAAGGCUUAGACUUUAGUCAGUUUGUAUUGCCGCGCAACCUACGACGCUCCUCUGAAUCUAUUGAUGAGAAGUUCGCUCCGCUAAAUAUGCGUAAACUAAAUUCCGCUUCGACGAGUGCCGCGAGUGCGGGUCAAAUGCUUAUGAAUUCAUUAUUAUCCAAUGAGAGUUUGUCAGAAGAGACCGGCACUACCGCGAGUGGGCGUAUAAAGAGCGGAUCCCAAGAGGCAUCCACAUCUGCCGCAGCUGCAGCGGCUGCCCUCUACGCUGAAAGUCUCAACAAGGACGACUGCGACUUUAUCGGAUCAAAUGUCACGCUGAAGCUGAGAUCGAUGGAUCGCACCCAACGAAUCAUAGCCGAGAAAUUGAUAAGUGAAGUACUUUUCUAUGGACAGUUUAACGAGCUGGAACGCAGCGCACAUAUCCAACCCAAGUGACAACCGCUAUUAAAGCUUCGCAAAGGUUUCUAAACCUAACGGCAGCACACAUCUACAUAUGUACAUAUGUGUGUAUGCAUAUUAGGGCGGGCCAAUUUAUAUGGAUAGAUUUUGUUUUCGACAUCGUUCCUAGCAAAUGCGGAUUGCUUAUAAAAUUCUAA
Rhagoletis zephyria (snowberry fruit fly) is the source of this 1325-nucleotide messenger RNA. RefSeq lists its product as uncharacterized. The record is from RefSeq and is a predicted model, not a curated record. NCBI's taxonomy places the organism in Eukaryota, Metazoa, Arthropoda, Insecta, Diptera, Tephritidae.